AUUUGCUGUUAAAAGUUUAGGAACCGAGCAUGUCUGCAUGGCCAACGGUUAGUUUGAAGAAAGUUCUCACCGAAAACAAUGUGGACCAAAUGGAGUUAACGAAGCUGCCGCCUCAUGAUGGACCUGUGUUAUCAGUGGUUGACAUGCACACUGGAGGAGAACCAUUGCGCAUCAUUCUUAGUGGAUAUCCAGAAGUAAAUGGGGACACAGUCCUCGCCAAGAGACGCUAUGUCCAGGACCACCUCGACCAUCUUCGUAAAGUGUUAAUGUUUGAGCCUCGUGGUCACUAUGACAUGUACGGAGCCCUACUGGUAAAAAGUGAGAUACCAGAAGCAGAUCUCGGAGUUCUGUUCAUGCACAAUGAGGGAUACAGCACCAUGUGUGGCCAUGCUAUAAUUGCUCUUGGCCGCUUUGCCAUAGACUACAGCUUGGUGAAGAACCUGACUUCUCCUGAGACCCAAAUUAACAUCCACUGUCCAUGUGGCUUGGUGAAGGCUUUUGUGGAGUAUAGCAACGGUAAAACAGGAGCAGUGAGAUUUCACAGCGUCCCAGCUUUUGUUUUCGCCACAGAUGUGAAAGUCACUGUAUCAGGAUAUGGUGAAAUCACAGUAGACAUCAGUUACGGGGGAGCUCUCUAUGCUUUCGUCAGUGCUGAGAGAUUUGGACUGGACGUGAAGACAUCCAGAACCAGAGAUCUAGUAGAUGCGGCCACUGCUGUAACGAAUGCAGUCAAAUCUCAGGUAAAGCUCCAUCAUCCUGUGAGUGAAGACCUGGCAUUCCUGUAUGGUACCAUCCUCACUGAUGGCAAAGAUGCUUUUUCUGAUGAGCCUACAUCCAACGUGUGUGUAUUUGCAGAUGCUCAGGUGGACAGGAGUCCCACAGGCUCAGGAGUGACAGCCCGCAUUGCUUUGCAGUACCAUAAAGGUCUGAUUCAGCUGCACCAGACCAGGAGCUUCAGAAGUGGAACCACAGGAACUACGUUUACAGGCAAAGCAGUACAGGAGACCACAUGUGGAGAAUUCAAGUCUGUGGUGGUGGAGGUUGCAGGUCAUGCUUACUAUAGUGGCAUAGCCAGCUUUACUCUGGAAAAUGAAGACACCCUUAAGAAUGGCUUUUUGCUCAGAUAAGUCUGUCCCAAAAAAAAAUAUGUAUACAUGA
Molecule: messenger RNA, 1158 nt
Organism: Trichomycterus rosablanca
Lineage: Eukaryota; Metazoa; Chordata; Actinopteri; Siluriformes; Trichomycteridae
Product: trans-L-3-hydroxyproline dehydratase
Exons: 6
Coding region: 30-1127 (365 amino acids)
Molecular function (GO): hydro-lyase activity
Source: RefSeq, a predicted model, not a curated record